Tarenaya hassleriana is the source of this 1112-nucleotide messenger RNA. RefSeq names its product transcription factor bHLH93-like. Lineage: Eukaryota; Viridiplantae; Streptophyta; Magnoliopsida; Brassicales; Cleomaceae. Gene Ontology annotation, biological process: regulation of DNA-templated transcription. The record is from RefSeq and is a predicted model, not a curated record. Gene Ontology annotation, molecular function: DNA-binding transcription factor activity; protein dimerization activity; sequence-specific DNA binding. The transcript has 5 exons. Bases 4 to 945 code for a protein of 313 amino acids. Gene Ontology annotation, cellular component: nucleus.
CCAAUGAGUGUGUUUGAGAGAGGGAGAGAGAGAGGGAGAGAGAGAGAGAGAGAGAGAGAGAUGGAUCCAAACGAAGCCUACAUGUUAGAAGAAGCAAAACAGUUUCCGACAGAACAAAGCGAAGAUCUUUUCCCGAGUCUUUGGAACUCAUUUGAUUGGUUAGAUCUCGACCAAAACCCGUCAUCUUACCAUCAUUACAACACUCACCCCUCUUUCCCUCCACCAAUAAUCCCACAACACCAUUUCACCCAAUUCCAUAACCAAUCCCCACCGUUCGUUGCUUCACCCGAACCGACUACGUUUGAGCCCCAUCGGGAUUUUCAUCAACCACUGAAUGACUAUGUCGGCAGUGAGUUCAAAACCGAACCGGUUAGGUCUUCGGAAGGAGUCUUACCGGUCCGGUUAGGUGUCGGAACCGAUGGAAAGGCGAUGGAAGGGAGGUCGUCGAAGAAUCUUAUGGCGGAGAGACGACGUAGGAAGCGCCUCAACGAUCGUCUCUCCAUGCUUAGAUCCAUCGUUCCUAAUAUCAGCAAGAUGGACAAGACAGCAACACUAGGAGACACAAUAGAUUACAUCAACGACUUGCUUGGAAGGAUAAAAACUCUUCAACAAGACGUCGAAGCACAUCCACAUAGUGCAAGCCUUACACACUCAUUCAAUCCCCCAAAUGGAAUUCUCAAGGGUUCUUCUUAUCCUAAGAUCGAAGUCGAAAAGAGGGAAUCGGAUAUGUGGAUCGAAAUGUAUUGUGAAGGGUCAUCGAAUCGGCUCAUCGCAACUAUAGCAGCCAUGGAGUCAUUAGGGCUUGAGAUUGAGCAAUGUGCAAUUAGCUGUUUCAAUGGUUUCGAAGUACAUGCUUCUUGCUCUAAGGGGAGUGAGCAGCAUGACUCCGAAGAAAUAAAGCAAUUGCUGUUGGUCAAUUCCGGUUAUGAUGGAAUUACAAAAUAAUAAUAAACAACUAAAAUAAAAUAAAUGGUUUUUCUCUUUUUUUUUCUUUUUUAAAUUUAGUACAACAAAUAUGGUGAUGGAUAAUUAAUAUUUCUGUAUUUUCAACAAUAUUUUCCAAAGGGAUGGUAUUUUACCAUCAAUCUGAAUCUACUGUCCAUUUAAUGUUA